Penicillium cataractarum is the source of this 1206-nucleotide messenger RNA. RefSeq names its product putative AT DNA binding protein. The record is from RefSeq and is a predicted model, not a curated record. Bases 1 to 1206 code for a protein of 401 amino acids. Lineage: Eukaryota; Fungi; Ascomycota; Eurotiomycetes; Eurotiales; Aspergillaceae. The transcript is spliced from 3 exons.
AUGUCCAAUUCAUCUGAUACGCCAUGGACCGAGGAGGAGAAGAACACUCUACUCAGCGAAAUCCUCAAGAAAGCGGGCAUUCCGUCCAAUUAUCUACUUCGCAUAAUCAAUGAGUUCCGUAUCAGCCCUGACUGGGAGCAUAUCCCCUUGCCUCAAGGCCGCUCGCUCAGUCAAUGCAGAUUGGCCUUUGAAAACAUGCAAUUGCAAUUGAAAUCGCAAACACAGUCACAAGCACAAGCACAACCUCAAUCGCAAUCGCAAUCACCAUUCCAGCCUCAACCACAGCAACCUCAGGCUCAACAUCAACACCAAUAUCAACAGCCACCACAUCCAGCACCACCACCAACAGCAGUCCCAAUCCCCCGCCCAGAAGCACCAGGAACACCCUCCAGUAUAGACGCAAACCUUCGCAAACGACCCCUCUACCCCGCCGAAAAACCACUCGCUCCACGCGCAAUCCAACCCCGCCCCCCAGCAAGCACAGCCUCCUACAGCAGCGAAAGCUCUGCCCAACUAUCCCCACGCCUCGACACAACAUCAACGGGCGAACCACCCCGCAAACGCGGCCGACCCAGCAAAGCCGAGACCGAACGACGCAAAGCCGCCGCCGAAGCUCGCGGCGAGACCUAUCCACCCCCUCGUCGCGCAAACCCAAACCGCAUGAGAAUCCCACCAUCACCAACCAGUCCAGCGGGUCCAUAUCCAGUACCGACAGCUCCAGGCCCAGCCUCGCAUCCCGUCCACGGACCCAACGCAGGACUAAUCCCCUACGACGUCCCGGGUCCUAGACCCCUCGCGCCGGCACCGUCUAUACCAGGUGCAAGUUCAUCGCCCAGCUCCAAUCCCAAUCCCAGCGAACGCCGCGAUAUACCAAACCGCAGCAUGGGCCCUAAUAUGCGCGAACUCCCCCGGCCGACGGAGAUGGGUCAUCCAGGCCAUCCGUUGCCCUCCCCGCAUGCCUUGCAAUUAGGGACGUUGCAAUUAGGACCCCCGGACCCCUUUCCGCGGUUGAAUAGUAAUCCUGGCGAGAGGAGUGCUUAUGGUGCUAUUCCGCCGGAUCGCUUUUCGCCGCCGGAUAGUGGGCGCAGAGACUCGGUUGCUAGUCGCGGUGAACGUGAGCGGGAGAGAGAGCGUGAGCGCGAGGGGAUGGGGUCGUAUGUUGAGGCGAGGAGUAGUACGACGCCUGGCGAGAAGGCGUUGAGGUAA